Molecule: messenger RNA, 499 nt
Organism: Anopheles marshallii
Lineage: Eukaryota; Metazoa; Arthropoda; Insecta; Diptera; Culicidae
Gene: RpL27
Product: 60S ribosomal protein L27
Exons: 2
Coding region: 1-411 (136 amino acids)
Biological process (GO): translation
Cellular component (GO): ribosome; cytosolic large ribosomal subunit
Molecular function (GO): structural constituent of ribosome
Source: RefSeq, a predicted model, not a curated record
AUGGGUAAGAUUAUGAAAACUGGAAAGGUGGUACUCGUCCUUGGUGGACGGUACGCCGGUCGCAAGGCAAUCAUCAUGAAGACGUUCGAUGACGGUACGUCGGACAAGCAGUUCGGCCAGGCUCUGGUUGCCGGCAUCGACCGCUACCCACGGCGCGUGACGCGAACGAUGAGCAAGGAUCGUAUCCACAAGCGUUGCAAGAUCAAGCCAUUCAUCAAGAUGCUCAACUACAACCAUCUGAUGCCGACGCGUUACAGCGUGCCGGACGUGAGCCUGGAUAGCAAAUACACCGCUGCCGACAUGAAGGAUCCGGCCAAGCGGAAGAAGGCUCGCAACCAGAUCCGUUGCAAGUUCGAGGAGCGACACAAGACCGGCAAGAACAAGUGGUUCUUCCAGAAGCUCCGUUUCUAAGCAACUACUUUACAAAGACUCCGACACACAACCGCUCUCGGCAGUGAUGUGGAACUGGGUGGGCGAAUGAUAAGAAGUAGGGUAGUAC